AUGCCGCGCCACCACCAUAUCCUCCGCCGCAACCACAACCAACCCGACACGUCCUCCCCAUCGGACCUUCAAUAUCAACAGCGACAACAACAACACCACCAGCAACAGCAACAGCAACCACCUCCAGCGCCCCAACGGAUCAACCGCGCCCGUCUCGGCCAAAGCCACCAUGAAACCCCCACCUCCCAGUUCCAGACUCCCCCCUCGCGCGGCUUUCCCAUCCCCCGACUUCACCCCUCCUCGGGACCCAUAGACGACCCAACCCACCCGCUGCAUAGUCACCAGCAAGCCCAACAAGCGCAGCAGCAGCAGCAGCAGCAGCAGCAGCAGCGCCAACAACACCCUGCCGCCGCCGCCGCACAAGUCGCAUUGUUCUCGCUGUUCGGACGCGGGGUCCACGGCCGGGGCCACGGGGAUCCACGGCACCAACACCCGCCGCACGACCGGAUGGAGCGGGAUGAGGAGGAGGACGACGAGGAAGAGGACGAGGACGAGGACGAGGACGAGGACAUCGAUGAUUCAAUGCAGCAGCAUCGGUAUCCCUCUUCUCAUCGACAUCUCCGCCAUGGUCAUCGCCAUUAUCAUGGUGUAGGCGAGACGGGCCAUGACUCGGAGAGAGAAGUGGACGAAGACGACCGGAGACUCAGUCUUCAUACCGCGGAUGACGGAGGGGAAUUCGAGGCCGAUGAGGAGGAAGAAGAAGAAGAAGAAGAGGAUGAGGAUAUGCUCGCGGAUCCGGAAGUCGAUGAUGGCGAUGAGGAGAUGUUAGGCGAGAGAGAUAAAUCCCCCACCCCGCUCCCCGCCAACCUCCGCGAGAUCUCCUCCCUCGCCUCGUGGACCGUCUCCACUCACAAGCCGGGCUGCGGUGUCAGCGCCCUCCGCCACCCGUCCCCGGCCCAGUACUGGCAGUCCGACGGCCCGCAACCCCACACCCUGACCCUGCACUUCUUCAAGCUCGUUGCCGUGGUGCGCAUCCGCGUGUACCUGGAUUUCGAGAUGGAUGAGAGCUAUACCCCGACCAAGAUGGUGUUUCUGGCUGGCAUGGGAGGCAAUGAUCUCGUCGAGUUCGCGACCUGGGAGGGUGAGGGGCCCUGCGGGUGGGUGGAUGUGGAGUUGGAAGGGGUCGGCGGGAGGAAUACGGUGCAUUCAUUUGGGGAGGCCCCGAGUGGAGGGAGUAGGAGGAGGAGGAAGGGGAUGGGAGCGAGGGGGAAACGGAAGGGGAUGGGGGAGAGUCUGUAUGAAGAUGCGAGGGCUUAUCGGAAUGAGGAGGAGGAUGACGAUGACGAGGAAGAUGACGACGACGACGAGAACGAUCCGUAUGCUGGGAACGUGCUCAAGGCCAUGGUCAUUCAGAUGAAGGUGACCGAGAACCAUCAGAAUGGCAAGGACACUCAUGUCCGUGGCUUCCAGGUUUUUGCACGCGAUGACGAGCGCAAGAGGCUGGCCAAUGCCCCGUCGGCGUCGGCGGAUGGCAGAGUGCGACGUCACAGUGCGCGUCGUUCAUUGCGGGGGAGUACGCAUGAUGAGAUGGCUGAGGGAGCCGGUGGUGGAGGACGUGAACAUGCAGUUGCUGACGCUGAGCGCGCCGUGACGGGAGUGGUGACCAGUCUGGAGGAGCCGGAUUGGAUGGGCGAGCCGGUCAUUAGGUAGCUGGUAGGUGGUGGGCGUUCGCUUGCAUCGCAUUUGUAUCGGAGUUGGCUGGUAGAUACCCUUAUUCUGUCUAUUUGAAC
This is a messenger RNA of Aspergillus uvarum CBS 121591, 1730 nucleotides long. Its product is annotated as anaphase promoting complex subunit DOC1. Lineage: Eukaryota; Fungi; Ascomycota; Eurotiomycetes; Eurotiales; Aspergillaceae. Gene Ontology annotation, cellular component: anaphase-promoting complex. The transcript has 3 exons. The coding region runs from base 1 to 1650 and encodes 549 amino acids. Gene Ontology annotation, biological process: anaphase-promoting complex-dependent catabolic process; protein K11-linked ubiquitination. The record is from RefSeq and is a predicted model, not a curated record.